AUGUCUUGGCAAAAGCAAGGGACAACCAUAGAAGCAGGAAAAAUCUUAGCAAUGAGAUCGGGUUCAACCCGUACGGAAAUGGCAUUGUCCAGUAACUGGAAAAUUCUCAAUAAAGAGUUGGGGAAAUUGAGAGAUGUCUUGGCAAAAGCAAGGGACAACCAUAGAAGCAGGAAAAAUCUUAGCAAUGAGAUUAUGCAAGCACAAAUGUGGUUUGGUGCUAUUGGGCAAGGCAAAAAAACUUUCAACCAUGACCAAUGUUGGGAAGUGGUGAAGAAUUGUUCAAGAUUCCGAAUUAUUCCAACGGGUCCGACCGUUGUGUUGAACGAGACGCCACUCCACGAUUCAUUGGCAUCGGAUUCGCCUAUGGAUUCCCCAAUGAGUCAAGACUCACCCAUCCAAAAGGAGCCAAGGCCUAUUGGGAGAAAUGCGGCGAAGGUGAAGAGAGGGAGUAAUUCUGGUAGUAAUACAUCUAAAUUUUUGGAGAAAAUUGCAAGGUAA
Messenger RNA from Prunus armeniaca (apricot), 498 nucleotides. The record is from the annotation of a GenBank genome assembly. NCBI's taxonomy places the organism in Eukaryota, Viridiplantae, Streptophyta, Magnoliopsida, Rosales, Rosaceae.